This is a messenger RNA of Sceloporus undulatus (fence lizard), 491 nucleotides long. RefSeq names its product RNA polymerase II, I and III subunit K (gene POLR2K). The record is from RefSeq and is a predicted model, not a curated record. Lineage: Eukaryota; Metazoa; Chordata; Lepidosauria; Squamata; Phrynosomatidae. Gene Ontology annotation, biological process: DNA-templated transcription. The transcript is spliced from 4 exons. Gene Ontology annotation, molecular function: DNA-directed RNA polymerase activity; DNA binding; zinc ion binding. Gene Ontology annotation, cellular component: RNA polymerase I complex; RNA polymerase II, core complex; RNA polymerase III complex. Bases 162 to 338 code for a protein of 58 amino acids.
UCUUUUUGUCCCAUCUUCCCCUUGGCUGGUCUUCCAACGUCAUCAGUCUGCGCCAUAGAGGAGUGCAUGAGCUGCAAGGGCUGGUAGUAGGACACAUUAUUUUUAUCUGUAGCCUGUGUUGAAGCAAUGCAAUAGUCCUUCUCUGCUUCUGACCUCUAAAGAUGGACACCCAGAAAGACGCACCCCCACCAAAGCAGCAACCAAUGAUAUACAUCUGUGGAGAAUGUCACACAGAAAAUGAAAUUAAAGCAAGAGAUCCUAUCCGAUGUAGAGAAUGUGGUUACAGAAUAAUGUACAAGAAAAGAACAAAAAGAUUGGUUGUGUUCGAUGCCCGGUGAAGAGAAGAUGCUUCCAGUUUAUCUAUAUAUGUUUCAGAUGCUUCAUAUGUUCUCUUUGAUUUCAUAUUUCUUGUGAGCAAACGUUUGGUGUUUUUUUUCCAUUGUGACAAUGUAAGUUAUUCAGCUAUCAAAAAUAAAGUGUUACUGAAAUUU